AUGUGGCGCGCUUUUACGCGACUUAUUGCGAUAACAGUUGAGUCGUCGUCAUCUGCUCAAGGUGCUACACCACACCGACUGCUGACUCAGCAAUUCCAAGCACAUUCCCAUCAGCAAAUUAAUUACCUCAGCUUACUCAACAACCGGAAAAUGUCCAGUGAAAAGCCAAAGGUUGUAUUCGUUUUGGGCGGCCCAGGGGCAGGCAAGGGCACGCAAUGUUCCAAAAUUGUGCAACGCUUCCAGUUCACACAUCUCUCAGCUGGCGAUCUUCUGCGCGAAGAACGCGCCCGUGAAGGUUCCCAGUUUGGCCAGCUCAUCGAGGAUUACAUCCGAAACGGACAAAUUGUACCUGUGGAGGUCACGUGUUCUCUGCUGGAGAAUGCCAUGAAGAACUCUGGUAAAACGCGUUUCCUCAUCGACGGAUUUCCACGUAACCAGGACAACUUGGAUGGCUGGAAUCGACAAAUGGAUGGCAAGGCGGAUAUGCAAUUUGUUUUAUUCUUCGAUUGUGCUGAAGAUGUUUGUGUGGAGCGCUGUUUGGGACGUGGCCAGAGCGGCUCUGGAAGGAGCGACGAUAACAUGGAGAGUCUGAAGAAACGAAUUCAGACGUACAACAACGACUCGCUGCCCAUCAUUAAGUUCUUUGAGCAGGCGGGCCAAGUGAAGACCAUUGACGCCAGUCCCGAUGCUGAGAAGGUCUUCGAGGAAGUGGAACGUGUCUUUUUGGCCAACGGCUUCCAGUGAAACUUAACUUAAACUAACUGUGGAUGUUCUAUUUAGCUUGAUUUAGAUGCGUGUUCCCAGCUCCCCUUUACUCUUCUUCUUAACUGAAAUAUACGCUUGUUAUCCGUAA
This is a messenger RNA of Drosophila sulfurigaster albostrigata, 853 nucleotides long. RefSeq names its product UMP-CMP kinase (gene Dak1). The record is from RefSeq and is a predicted model, not a curated record. Lineage: Eukaryota; Metazoa; Arthropoda; Insecta; Diptera; Drosophilidae. Bases 1 to 744 code for a protein of 247 amino acids. Gene Ontology annotation, biological process: UDP biosynthetic process; 'de novo' pyrimidine nucleobase biosynthetic process; CDP biosynthetic process. Gene Ontology annotation, cellular component: cytoplasm; nucleus. Gene Ontology annotation, molecular function: UMP kinase activity; ATP binding. The transcript has a single exon.